GGGUCGCUGUCGCCUAGCCUCUGUUCGCUCGGGAACCAGUUUUAAAAUAACAAUAUGGCAGCGUCCUUAGCACGGUUGUGCAGAUACCGAACAGAGUUGAAUUGUCACUCUCUGAGCCGUUUCAGCAUCAGUAUUUUUCGAAAUUGCAGUACAAACACAAAGAAGAAAGGAGUUGUACUUGGAGCAUAUGAGAAUGAGGAUGGUGAAGGUUUUAUCCUAUCAAAAUCAGCAGAAAUUUUUAACAAGAAAAUCAAUGGAAAACUUGGAGAACUUUUAAACAUUUCUGGACCGGCAUUAAAAAAGGGCAAGGCUAGAGUAUUUUAUGGGUUAGAUGAAGAGUUCUCCUCAGUAGCUGUAGUAGGUGUUGGGAAGGAAGGAGUCGGAUUUAAUGAGCACGAGGGUUUGGAUGAGAGUCUGGAAAAUGUGAGAAUUGCAGCUUCCGCUGGAAUUAGGCUGCUUAGGAAGGCAGGAGCCAACCUGGUUGAAGUAGAGCCAUUUUCCUGUGCUCAAGCUUCAGCUGAAGGCUCAGCUCUGGGUCUUUAUGAAUAUGAUGAGCUGAAGGAUGUUAAGAAUAAACAACCAGAAGUAAAUAUUGAACUGCAUAAUGGGAGUAGUGAACAAAAAGAAGCAUGGAAGAAAGGAGUAAUUCUUGCUGACUGUCAAAACUUUGCAAGGAAGUUGAUGGAAAUGCCUGCAAAUUUGUUGUAUCCAACGUCAUUUGCCAAAAUCACAGAAGAAAAACUGCCAUGGAUUGAUGAACUGGAGAUUAUUGUCCAUCACCAAGCCUGGAUUGAAAAAAUGAAGAUGGGAGCAUUUUUCAGUGUUACUAAAGGCUCAUCUCAGCCACCUGUGUUCAUGGAACUUGUGUACAAAGGAGGGGAACGCUCAUCAAAGCCUUUGGUCCUCGUUGGAAAGGGAGUGACCUUUGACAGUGGCGGUAUCUCUAUCAAACCAUCAGCUAAGAUGGACGUAAUGCGAGGGGACAUGGGAGGAGCAGCAAAUGUUGUAGCAGCCAUCUCUGCCAUUGCAUCACUUAAACUUCCCAUAAAUGUGACCGGUCUGGUACCGCUUUGUGAGAACAUGGUAAAUGGUAUGGCCACCAGGCCUGGGGACGUUGUCACUGCGAUGAACGGCAAGACUAUACAGAUUGACAACACAGAUGCAGAGGGACGUCUGCUAUUGGCUGAUGCUCUCUGCUUUGCUUGUCAACACCAUAAUCCAGCUGCUAUUGUUGACGUAGCCACAUUAACAGGUGCCAUUGAUAUAGCCUUGGGGUCAGGAGUCACUGGACUUUUCACUAACUCUACUAAAUUAUGGGAUAUAUUUCAUCAAGCAGGUGGCAUGACAGGUGACAGGGUGUGGAGAAUGCCUCUGUUGCAGCACUAUACUAAACAAAUAUCUGAUAGUCAACUAGCAGACCUAAAUAACAUUGGAACCAGUUCAAGGUCGGCGGGAGCAUGUACGGCAGCUGCCUUUCUUCAGGAAUUUGUUACCGUGCCGCAUUGGGCUCACUUGGACAUUGCAGGUGUUAUGCAUACUAACACGCAGGAUGGAGUACCGUACAUAAGUAAAGGAAUGUCUGGAAGGCCAAUGAGGACACUAGUAGAGUUUGCAAAACAAUUUGUCACUGUCACGUUAGAUUAGACAAACCUCAUCUAAUACCAGCAAAUUUUCAAUCAUAUGACAAAAGUGUUAAGCUGUGUGUGUCAUCAGCGACAUUUUGUUCAAACAGGCCUCAUUCGAGAAUGUUGACAUCACCAGCCACCACAUAGCACUUGCUUGAGUGAACAAGUGACCUGUUACACCCAAGCUGGUAUUUAGCCAAUCAACAUCCACCUAAGUUUUGUGUGCGUUUGCAUCUUAGCCUAUCACCAUCAAGGCUCCACAAUCAGGUGAUGAGUGUGGGAUUUGUCCACUGUGACCUUAACAAUCAUCUCCAUCCACUGAAGUUCAUGAUGUAUCCCACACCACCCAAAUGGUUAUUUGUAGAACCAAUAACAAGGCUAUAAAUUCUAAUUUGUGUUUAUAUACAGUACUGCAUACUGUAGUGUAUCAAUUUCUAGGUGCUUGAGUGCAACUAAUAAUAAUAGUAACAGUACAAGGGACAAUACGUAAUGUGCCAUGUGCUAAAUAUAUUUAUAUUAUUACAAUAUCAUUAACAGAUAUUAAUCCAAUGGCUUGAGGAUAUUGCAAUAGAAAAAAACCUAUGUUCUUGUUAUAUUUUAUAAUGAUGCUAUUUUCUAAUUCAGACUCUGGAUAAUAACAGAGGGGUUCCAAGUUUUAAAGUUUUAUUUCAGAUAGGUUAAAUGUUAAGUGCUGAUAUGUUGAUGUUUAAAAUGAAACUUGACUUGUACACCAGUCUUAUACUGAUACUAGAAUUAAAUGAUCUGUUGGUGGUGUGGCCCGUUUGGAGCAUGAUGCAGGAAAAAUUUAUAAAUAAUCAGGAAUAGUGUACAGUAGGACAGAAAUUUUAAAUCAUAGAAAUAAUUGUUGGAAAACUGUAAAGGUAGUAGUAAAGAAAUCUGCUAAACAAUCAAGAACAUGAGAUUUUUUUAUUUACAUCAAGGAUAUCGAUGUUCCUUAUGAAGGUGGGAGCGUGCUCAGUGGUGGUCCAGAAGGCAAAGCCACUGAAGCUACGACAGUUGAGGGAUUUAAAAGGCUCUAUUUAAUCGGUUUUAGAGUCUAACAUUGUAUAAGAAAUACACUUUUAUUCCUCCCAAAAGGGGGUGGCACCACAUUCUGAAAUCUGUCCAAUUAACAAAGUUUUACAAAUAUGCAGGUUGUUGCUUAAACAGUGUCUUUGUUGCAGAUGAAUUAUAUCACUUUAUACUAUGUACAGUAUUCGAUAAUUCAUCAUUUCUAAUCUUGAAGUAAAAGGGCAGUACUUAUUGAUAAUUUCUGAUUGGAUGUUGUUGUCCUAAUCCAAUUCAUGUACAAUAAUAUACAAACAGAAUUGUAACUAAAAGAAAACUAUGUGUGUUUAACGCUACAGCUCUGACAAAAGUUACCAAACAGGACAACAGAUUGAGAUGUAAAGUAUUUUAUUUGUUUUUUACAAAAUAAUUAUGCAAAGGUAGUUGCUGAUACUAACAUAUGAGUGGAGGAUGGUGCCUGUGAAAGAGACAAUGCUUUAACUCUGUAAUUAUUAGUCAUUAAACACAAAAUGUGUACAA
Anneissia japonica is the source of this 3173-nucleotide messenger RNA. RefSeq names its product cytosol aminopeptidase-like. Gene Ontology annotation, biological process: proteolysis. Gene Ontology annotation, cellular component: cytoplasm. Bases 55 to 1644 code for a protein of 529 amino acids. The record is from RefSeq and is a predicted model, not a curated record. The transcript is spliced from 13 exons. Gene Ontology annotation, molecular function: metalloaminopeptidase activity; manganese ion binding. Lineage: Eukaryota; Metazoa; Echinodermata; Crinoidea; Comatulida; Comatulidae.